AUGGUGCAGUUAAAACAAGUCGCGCUUCGUCUGAAGUCGGUUAAAAAUAUUCAGAAGAUAACGAAAACCAUGAAGAUGGUGUCAGCUAGCAAGUUUACAAAAGCAGAACGCGAAUUAGCAUCAGCUCGUCCUUUCGGAUAUGGUCCUCGGAAGUUCUACGAAUCGAGUCAAUUAGUGAAGGCGGAGAAGAACGGUGAUGAAAAAGGGAAAAAAUCCACACCUGAACCCGUAACCACCGAGAAGCCGGAAGAGGGCAAGGAUGCUAAGAAAACCAAGAAGCUAUACGUGGCUGUGACCUCCGAUAGAGGACUUUGCGGCGGUGUGCAUUCGGGCGUGUCGCGGCGUGUGCGGCGCACGCUGAGCGAGCGCGCGGGCGAUGCGGCGCGGCACCGCCUGGUGUGCAUCGGCGAUAAGUCGCGCGCCAUGCUACGCCGCGCCUUCGCCGAGAACAUGCUCGUCAACGUAAAAGACAUUGGUCGCAUAGCGCCCGAGUUUGUCGACGCGUCUGUGAUCGCCGCGGCUAUCGUGCAGUCGGGCUACUCGUACGAAGUUGGCGAGAUCUUCUACAACAAGUAUUUCAGCCCCGUCAAGUACGAGAUGACCAUUAUGCCCUUUUUCAACAAAUUCAAGAUUGAGACAGCACCAAACAUGAACGCCUUCGACGAGGUGGACGACGAGGAACUGGAGAGCUACUCGGAGUGGACGUUCGCGGCGCUUCUGUUCUACGCACUUAAGGAGUCCGCGGCGUCGGAGCAGUCCGCGCGGAUGGCGGCCAUGGACAACGCCACCAAGAACGCGGAGGACAUGAUCAGGAAGCUGACGCUGCUGUUCAACCGAACGCGCCAGGCCGUCAUCACCAGAGAGCUCAUCGAAAUCAUUUCGGGAGCUGCCGCCUUGUAGCUGUUCGCUACGAGGACAAGUCAGCGUUUGACUGCGACCUUUUACGAGGAUGCAGUCUUAAAACUCACUACCAACCCACUCCGAAUUGACUCGGUAAUGACAGUAGAGAUACUAAACAAGCUUUAGUAGGGCUACAAUAGCCAAAUAGACAAAAGAGAUUAGAUGUCACUUUCAUAGUAAUAGGUAUCUGUGCUAAUUUCAUUAUAAGUAAUAUUACUUUUUAUUUUGCAAU
Pararge aegeria (speckled wood butterfly) is the source of this 1132-nucleotide messenger RNA. RefSeq names its product ATP synthase subunit gamma, mitochondrial-like. Gene Ontology annotation, biological process: proton motive force-driven ATP synthesis. The record is from RefSeq and is a predicted model, not a curated record. The transcript has 5 exons. NCBI's taxonomy places the organism in Eukaryota, Metazoa, Arthropoda, Insecta, Lepidoptera, Nymphalidae. Bases 1 to 900 code for a protein of 299 amino acids. Gene Ontology annotation, molecular function: proton-transporting ATP synthase activity, rotational mechanism.